Molecule: messenger RNA, 2494 nt
Organism: Striga asiatica
Lineage: Eukaryota; Viridiplantae; Streptophyta; Magnoliopsida; Lamiales; Orobanchaceae
Source: the annotation of a GenBank genome assembly
GUGUGUGUGUGUAUAUAUAUAUAAUGUUUGAACUAUCAUCUUCAUACAACAACAAUAAAUGUAAAUCUAACUAUAGGCACCAUUAAUGUGAAGAUUGUUGUCCUCCAUGAGUUGAGUGGUACAGUUGGGAGUUUUGUUGAGCCAGCAUGUCCACGAGGAGGUAUAUCACAGGGCUGCAGGGCUGGGAAUGCAGAAAUAGUGGUUGCAUUCUAUACAUGACAACCAGUUUCUUCAUCUUUUCAACAUAACAUUUAAAAUGAGUUGCUUUCUGCCAAGCGUCUCUUCAUUUCCCACAAUGUCGGAUCUCGAGGCCCCACUACGUCCCAAGAGAAAGAAGGUGUGGGUGGACUACUUUGUUCAGUUCCGAUGGAUAAUCGUCAUCUUUGUUGUCCUUCCUAUUUCCUUCACACUGUACUUCCUCACGUACCUUGGGGACGUGAAGUCCGAGUGCAAAUCUUUCAAGCAGCGUCAGAAGGAACACGAUGAGAACGUCAAGAAAGUCGUGAAGCGCCUCAAGGAGAGGAACCCAAAGAAGGAUGGCUUGGUCUGCACGGCAAGAAAGCCAUGGAUUGCUGUUGGCAUGCGUAAUGUGGACUAUAAGCGUGCUCGGCAUUUCGAGGUUGACCUUUCCGCCUUCAGACACAUUCUGGACAUAGAUCGGGAGAGAAUGAUUGCUCGGGUGGAGCCUUUAGUCAAUAUGGGCCAGAUUUCCCGGGCUACUGUCCCCAUGAAUUUGGCCUUAGCAGUUGUUGCCGAGCUCGAUGACUUGACCGUUGGUGGUUUGAUCAAUGGCUAUGGAAUUGAAGGAAGCUCUCACAUUUAUGGCUUGUUCUCAGAUACUGUUGUGGCUUAUGAGAUAGUUUUGGCGGACGGCCGUUUGGUUAGGGCCACGAAGGACAAUGAAUACUCAGACCUUUUCUACGCUAUCCCUUGGUCUCAAGGAACUCUGGGACUUCUUGUGGCGGCUGAGAUUAAGCUUAUACCCGUGAAGGAAUACAUGAGGCUGACAUAUAAGCCAGUGGUGGGCAAUCUUAAAGAGCUUGCACAGGGAUAUAUGGAUUCCUUUGCCCCAAGGGAUGGAGACCAAGACAAUCCUGAUAAAGUUCCGGAUUUUGUUGAGACCAUGAUUUACUCCCCGACUGAAGCCGUUUGCAUGACUGGUAGGUAUGCUUCUAAAGAGGAAGCCAAGAUGAAGGGUAAUAAAAUCAAUAGCGUCGGGUGGUGGUUCAAGCCAUGGUUCUACCAGCAUGCCCAAACGGCACUGAAGAAGGGGGAGUUUGUUGAGUAUAUCCCGACCAGAGAAUAUUACCACAGGCACACGAGGUGCUUGUAUUGGGAGGGAAAGCUCAUUCUUCCGUUUGCUGAUCAGUUCUGGUUCAGGUUUCUGUUAGGGUGGAUGAUGCCGCCUAAAGUCUCCCUUCUCAAGGCCACUCAAGGGGAAGCCAUCAGAAACUAUUACCAUGAGAUGCAUGUCAUUCAGGAUAUGCUCGUCCCGCUUUAUAAGGUUGGGGAUGCUCUUGAAUGGGUCCACCGAGAAAUGGAGGUCUACCCACUUUGGCUCUGCCCACAUAGGCUUUACCAACUACCAGUGAAAACCAUGGUUUACCCAGAACCAGGGUUCGAGCAAGAGCGUAGGCAAGGAGACACAAACUAUGCUCAGAUGUAUACUGAUGUGGGAGUCUACUAUGCCCCGGGGCCCGUCUUGAGGGGUGAGGUGUUUGAUGGGGCCGAGGCUGUCCGCCGCAUGGAGAGUUGGCUGAUCGAGAAUCACGGUUUUCAGCCACAAUACGCUGUGUCUGAGCUCACGGAGAAGAAUUUCUGGAGAAUGUUUGAUGCUGGGCUUUACGAGCACUGCAGGCGCAAGUAUGGUGCCGUGGGGACAUUCAUGAGCGUGUACUACAAGUCGAAGAAAGGAAGGAAAACCGAGAAGGAGGUGCAGGAGGCUGAGCAGGCAGUUCUCGAGACUCCUGAUGUGGAUGCCGCUUAGUGGGUUUGGUUUGUUUAUGGCUCUUCUCGUUUGAGUUGGGUUCCUUUGCUAGUUGUUUCUUUUUUAUGUCUUUAUGUUUUGAGAUUUGUAGUUUUUGACUGAUCUGCCUGCCUGUGACAUUCCAACAUCUAUUUUUUCCCCACUUGUGCUGUGUUGUAUUGAGUAUUGACUUAUCUCCGAAUUGCAUCUGAGACACCCUGCCUAGGAAGGGCUCAAUUUGUCUUAACUUCAUUGUAGUAGUUUGAUUGUGAUUUCCAUCCAAGGUUUUCAAAUGGCUAAUAAUCUUUUCCCCGAUUAGGUAGAAGAUAGCUGCAGGCCCUAGCCACUUAUUCAGUUAUUCAAAUUGUGAGGUUUAUGGGAGGAGCUAUGUCGGGAUGGGAUUGCUUGUGAAGGCGAUUUUAUUGUUUGGUGAAAUGAAUCUUGUACGAUAAUGUGGUAAAGUUGAAAUCCCUCUUUUUUAAGGAUAUGAUCAUAAAAUUUUAUGGAAAAAUUCAUCGGGCAUGCAGG